UGCUGCAGCGAUGGCGUCUGCUGAUCUGAGACAGGAGCUGGACUGUUCCAUCUGCCUGAGCAUUUAUACAGAUCCUGUAACCCUGACAUGUGGUCACAACUUCUGCCGGGUCUGUAUUGAUCGUGUGCUGGAUACACAGGAGGGGUGUGGAGCUUAUACCUGUCCUGAAUGCAGAGCAGAGUGUCAGGAGCGUCCUGUACUGAUACGGAACAUAACGCUGUGUAACAUAGUGGGGAGUUUCCUGUCUACUCGGCCAGAUCAGGAGGAGACUGGGAUCUUCUGCACUCACUGUAUUCACUCUCCUGUACCUGCUGCUAAAUCCUGUCUGCAUUGUGAGGCUCAUCUGUGUGAUAAUCACCUGAGAGUACACAGCAAGUCAGCAGAACACAUCUUAUGUGAUCCUACCACUGCCCUGGGGAACAGGAAAUGCUCCGUCCAUAAGAAGAUCCUGGAGUAUUACUGCACUGAGGACGCUGCCUGUAUCUGUGUGUACUGUUCAGCUGGAGAACAUCGGGGACACCAGGUGGAGAUCCUAGAUGAGGCCUUCGAGAAGAAGAAAGAGAAGCUGAGAACUGUUCUGCAGAAACUGACCAUAAAGAGUGCGGAGACUGAGAAGAGAGUGCAGAGUCUGCAGGAGUGCAGGAGAGAAGAUCCGCUACAAGCAGCAGGUAUAACAGAGAGAGUCACUGUCCUGUUUAGAGACAUCAGGAGACAGCUGGAUGACCUGGAGAAGAGAGUCCUAAGUGAGAUCUCCAGACAGGAACAGCGCGUUUCAAGCUCAGUCUCAGCUCUGAUCCAGCAGCUGGAAAUAAAGAAGGACGAGCUGUCCGGGAAGAUGUGUCACAUUGAGGAGCUGUGUAACAUGACUGAUCCAGUGACGGUCUUACAGGAACCAGACACAGGGGACUUGUGUGGUACUGAGGACACAGAGAGACAUGAUACCCAGGUCCGUGGUGCAGGAGAUCUGGAUGUGAGUCUCAUCUCAGGGAAAUUACAUAUAUUAUCUGAUAUAAUAGCAGGGAUAAAUAGAGGGAUCUAUGUGCCGGAACCUACAGACCUAUUACUAGAUGUAGCCACAGCUGCUAAUAAUAUACAGAUAUCAGGUGACAGGAAAACUGCAUCCAGGUCACCAUACCAGAAUCGCCCAGUAACACCAGAGAGAUUUGAGUGUGAUCAGGUAAUAAGCACCAGGAGAUUCUCCUCAGGGCGACAUUGCUGGGAGGUGGAUGUCAGUAAAUCAUGGUAGUGGAGGGUGGGGAUGUGUUACCCCAGUAUGGACAGGAGAGGAGAUCACUCAAUCAUUGGAUGUAAUAACAAGGCCUGGUGUCUGUAUAAGCAGUCUAGUCCGUACUCAGUGCUACAUGACAGGACAGUGAUCCAAUUAGGUGACAAAUUCUGCUGUGACAGAGUAAGGGUAUAUCUGGAUUAUGAGGCAGGACAGCUGUCCUUUUAUGCUCUGUGUGACCCCAUCAGACACUUACACACCUACACUGCCACCUUCACUGAGCCCCUCCAUGCUGCAUUAUGUGUAUGGCAUGGGUGUAUAACUAUAUCUGGAGGAGUCGGGAGACCAAAGAAAUCUGCCCAGAGACUGGUGACAUCACAGGGGGAGGGGGAUCUGACUGAUGAAACACUUAGCCAAUAGAGUGAUGGUGAUUUAUGUCUGUCUCACUAAUGCUGGGUGCUAGUCAUGGGCAGAGAGAUGCAGUGAAGUGAGUUGAGACACAUGACUCAGUGGAGUGUCUGGAGACCGUGUCUCAGUACAUGGCUCUGUGUAAUGCAGUGCAGACUGUGCACCUGCAGGGAGAGCAGACUGCUGGCAGUGCUGGGACUCAUGGAGGGAGUGAGUCAGACAGUCAUCAGGUCGACCCUGUCUAUGUUGACAGUCAUUAGGUCAACCACUGAAGGUCGACAGUGAGUAGGAUGACACUGACUGAAGGUUGACACAAGGUCAAUUUGGUCAUUAGGUCGACAUGGGCAAGGUCGACACACACAAAUAUUGACACCAGGUUUUUUUUUUUUGGGGGGGGGGGGGGUUGUAGGACCGUUUCAUACCCCCUCUAUCCAAGUGGGCAUAAGGUUGACAACCUUCAGUGGUCGACCUAUACAGGGCUACCCAAUGAUUCGCACCCGACACAGACAUCAGGGAGUGCGUCAUCUAUUCAGCUGCACUGAAUGACGCAAUGAAUCUGAUCCAUCUCCACUGAGUCAGCAUCAGUGUCACAGGCAGUCAGUGCUCAGUGACUCAGACCUCUGCUAUUCAGCUGCACUGGAUGAAUCAUUGAUGAAUCUAAUGAGUCUCCACUGUCACGAAAUUACCCCAUUUAUUUUAUUGAAAUAUAAUAUAGGUUACGUUUUAAAAUAUUGUAAUCAUGUGAAAUGAAAUACUUACUCUAUGUAAAAGAGUGCUCCAAACAGCAAUCUAUUGUCUCUGUUGGUCUUUCCCAACAAAACAUUUAUAAGCAUAUUUCAUUACUGCUUAGAUGUGUCGCUGUUAUAUUCCCAUGGUAAGGAUCCCUCCCCAUUACCCUACACCCACCCUGAUGUGUCACUUACCAGCCACACAAUACCCCGGCUGCCACAUAUCAUCAUGGCGGCCAUGUGACCACUCCCAGCGUCCUGGUGGGAAAUCCCCUCUGACCCCAACAAUAGAGUGCGACACAUCAUGCGGUGUAACCUAUCACAGUCAGCGUAUGUUCCCUCCUUACCCUGUGUUGUGUCAUUCUGGUUGUGCAACGAGUAUUGUGCUGCUGUGUGUUACUGCUGUGUAUUGUGUACUACAUACAACGAAGCAUCAAUAAAUGUCUCAUUCUCUCUUUA
Messenger RNA from Pseudophryne corroboree (corroboree frog), 2820 nucleotides. Its product is annotated as E3 ubiquitin/ISG15 ligase TRIM25-like. Lineage: Eukaryota; Metazoa; Chordata; Amphibia; Anura; Myobatrachidae. The record is from RefSeq and is a predicted model, not a curated record. The coding region runs from base 11 to 1246 and encodes 411 amino acids. The transcript has a single exon. Gene Ontology annotation, molecular function: zinc ion binding.